GUCAUUGUACACCACCUCUCUCCAGCUGCUUGGAAACCUGCAGUCCAGACUGGAAUCAUGGACUCUGCCAGGGCCCCCCACAUGACGGUCCGGAGCGAUGUCAGUGACUACCUCAACUAUGACAUCAUCAACAGGCAUUACAACUACACCGGGAAGCUCAAUGACAAUGCCGAAAGUGGGGUCAAAGCAACAUCGGUGGUCUUCAUCAUUAUCUGCUGUUUUAUCAUCCUCGAGAACAUCUUUGUUCUGCUGACUAUUUGGAAAACCAAGAAAUUCCACAGACCCAUGUACUACUUUAUUGGUAACUUGGCACUCUCAGAUUUGCUGGCAGGAGUGGCAUACAUCGCUAACAUCCUUCUGUCCGGCUCCACGACUUAUACCCUCACCCCUGCCCAGUGGUUUCUUAGAGAAGGAAGCAUGUUUGUGGCUUUGUCUGCUUCGGUCUUCAGCCUGCUGGCUAUUGCGAUUGAGCGAUAUAUUACCAUGUUGAAGAUGAAGCUCCAUAAUGGCAGCAAUAGUUUCCGUUCCUUCCUGCUCAUCAGUGCCUGUUGGGUCAUCUCUGUGAUAUUAGGGGGUCUCCCUAUUAUGGGGUGGAACUGCAUUAGCUCCCUGGAGAACUGCUCCACAGUGUUGCCUCUUUAUCAUAAGCAUUAUAUCCUCUUUUGCACCAGUAUAUUUACUGGCCUCUUAUUGGCCGUUGUGAUCCUUUACUGUAGGAUCUACAUCUUGGUAAGGACGAGGAGCCGUAGGCUGACCUUUCGGAAGAAUGUGGCCAAAGCGACCCGGAGCUCAGAGAAGUCACUGGCUCUGCUGAAGACAGUGAUUAUUGUUUUAAGUGUGUUCAUUGUCUGCUGGACUCCCUUGUUCAUUCUUCUGUUGCUGGACGUGAGAUGCAAAGUCAAGGCUUGUCCAAUCCUCUUCAAGGCUGAAUAUUUCUUAGUACUAGCAGUGCUGAACUCAGCCACCAAUCCAAUCAUCUACACACUUACCAACAAGGAGAUGCGGAGGGCCUUUCUCAAGAUUGUACGUUGCUGUACGUGUCCCACCACAGACUCUGGGACCAAAGUCAAGAGACCCAUCAUUGGAGGGAUAGAAUUCAGCCGAAGUAAAUCUGACAAUUCCUCCCAUCCUCAGAAAGAUGAGGGGGAUCCUCCCGAAACAAUUGUGUCCUCCGGUAAUGUCACCUCAUCGUCUUAGGAGCUUUGGCAAAAUGGAGGCCUGAGCCCCUUGAAGGCUGACACCUGGGGGAUAGCUCUGCUUGCAUGUCUCCAGACGAAAGGAGGAGA
Molecule: messenger RNA, 1286 nt
Organism: Protobothrops mucrosquamatus (brown spotted pit viper)
Lineage: Eukaryota; Metazoa; Chordata; Lepidosauria; Squamata; Viperidae
Gene: S1PR1
Product: sphingosine-1-phosphate receptor 1
Exons: 1
Coding region: 58-1197 (379 amino acids)
Biological process (GO): angiogenesis; sphingosine-1-phosphate receptor signaling pathway
Cellular component (GO): membrane
Molecular function (GO): sphingosine-1-phosphate receptor activity
Source: RefSeq, a predicted model, not a curated record